CAGCGUAGUACGAGAAACAUUGGGAGCCUUUUCGAAUUUUCCGAGAAUAAAGAGGUAGCACAGCACAGGCGGCCGACAUUGGCGCUUGCCCACCGAACUUGAAACAUUUCUCUCGGAGCUUUCUCAACAAUGGCGGAUGAAGGCUUGGCUUCUCACAGAAGAGACCCUAUUAAGUCUUCAGUCGGGAAUGCUGCGUCAAAUCGAAGACGGCAACAUGCGGUUACGGUGGGAAAAGAAAGAAGAGAAUCAUUGGUGCGGGCGAAGCGCCUAUGCAGAGCGGGGAUUAGUGAUGAGAGUGAUGUUUCUCUUGACAAUGAUAUGAUGAUUGAUGAAGAACAAUCAAUUUUGGAGGCUCAAACUUCUUCGGCAGUGGAAGAGUUGAAGUCAGCCGUGGCAUAUCAGGGAAAAGGUGCAAUGCAGAAGAGAGUAAGUGCCCUUCGUGAACUAAGGCGUUUGUUGUCAAGAUCUGAAUUACCUCCUGUUGAAGCUGCUCUUAAAGCUGGUGCAAUAUCCAUACUUGUGCAGUGUCUUUCAUUUGGCUCUCCAGAUGAACAGUUGCUUGAGGCUGCUUGGUGCCUCACAAAUAUUGCAGCAGGAAAACCCGAAGAAACAGAAGCGUUAUUGCCUGCAUUACCAUUGCUGAUUGCUCAUCUUGGAGAAAAGAGUUCCUUGUCUGUUGCUGAGCAGUGUGCAUGGGCAUUAGGAAAUGUUGCUGGUGAAGGAGAGAAGCUGAGAAAUGUUUUGCUAUCCCAAGGGGCCUUACUACCUCUUGCAAGAAUGAUGCUGCCAAACAAGGGUUCAACUGUGAGAACAGCUGCUUGGGCAUUGUCAAACCUAAUCAAGGGACCAGAUGCGAAAGCCACCACUGAACUCAUCAGAGUUGAUGGGGUAUUGGAUGCAAUUGUUCGGCAUUUGAAAAAAGCGGACGAUGAGUUGGCAACUGAAGUAGCAUGGGUAGUUGUGUAUCUCUCAGCCCUUUCAAAUGUUGCUACCUGUAUGCUAGUGAAGAGUGAUGUCCUUCAAUUGCUUGUGGAAAGAUUGGCAGCAUCAAAUAGCUUGCAAUUGCUCAUUCCGGUGCUGCGGAGUUUAGGUAAUCUCGUAGCUGGUGACUCCAGCACAACUAACACUGUUUUUGUUCCUGGACGUGAAAUUACAGAUAAUGUUAUAGAAGUCCUUGUAAAAUGUUUGAAGAGUGAACACCGGGUUUUGAAGAAGGAAGCAGCGUGGGCACUAUCUAAUAUAGCUGCUGGUUCUGUUGAACACAAGCAGUUGAUAUAUAAUAGUGAGGCAGUGUCAUUGCUAUUGCGCCUUCUGUCCACAGCACCAUUUGACAUAAGAAAGGAAGUAGCAUAUGUACUGGGGAACCUCUGUGUUGCCCAAACAGAAGGUGAUGGAAAACCAAACCUGAUCCGGGAGCACUUGGUUUCACUUGUUGGUAGAGGAUGCCUGCCUGGAUUUAUUGACUUGGUUAGAUCUGCUGAUACUGAGGCUGCAAGACUAGGACUUCAGUUCAUGGAGCUGGUUUUGAGGGGCAUGCCACAUGGUGAGGGCCCAAAGCUUGUUGAGCGAGAGGAUGGAAUUGAUGCCAUGGAAAGAUUUCAGUUUCAUGAAAAUGAAGAACUGAGAAAUAUGGCAAAUGGUCUAGUGGACAAGUACUUUGGAGAAGACUAUGGGCUUGAUGAGUAGGGCAAGUGAUGCAUCUCCAGAGAUUCCCAGCUAUCUUCUUCCUUCCUUGUAUGCAACACCUUUUGGUUUUCUUUGCCAAUCCUCCUGUGCAAUUUAUAACAAGUUUUUGGUUCAAGAAUUCAGUGUCCAUGGUGAAUAGAGUAAGAUCUUUAGGUUUGGUUUAAACAUGUAAGAUAUGGGGUCAGCUGAUGGCCUCUGUUGGGCACUGUUUGUAAGAUCUGUUUUUUGUCUCUUAUCCUGGUGAAUCUUGGGUUUAUAUA
Corylus avellana is the source of this 1946-nucleotide messenger RNA. RefSeq names its product importin subunit alpha-9. Gene Ontology annotation, cellular component: cytoplasm. Gene Ontology annotation, molecular function: nuclear import signal receptor activity; protein binding. Gene Ontology annotation, biological process: protein import into nucleus. Lineage: Eukaryota; Viridiplantae; Streptophyta; Magnoliopsida; Fagales; Betulaceae. The record is from RefSeq and is a predicted model, not a curated record.